Cyprinodon variegatus (sheepshead minnow) is the source of this 1130-nucleotide messenger RNA. RefSeq names its product cilia and flagella associated protein 126 (gene cfap126). Gene Ontology annotation, biological process: cilium organization. The transcript has 6 exons. Lineage: Eukaryota; Metazoa; Chordata; Actinopteri; Cyprinodontiformes; Cyprinodontidae. Gene Ontology annotation, cellular component: ciliary basal body. The coding region runs from base 128 to 793 and encodes 221 amino acids. The record is from RefSeq and is a predicted model, not a curated record.
AUUUGUUUUUCUUGUUUGUUUUUUUUUUCCCCCAUGAAUCUUCCUGAUCGGCUUUCUACCAAUCACCUUUAAGUUUGACUGAGUUGCUAAGCAACGAAUCAACACAACGGAUGCAAACUGAUGCAGCAUGUCUUCCAGUUUCUCGGCUAACCAGUAUGAAAGCGCCUUCAGAAGCCAGAGGCUGCAGAACUGGUGUGUGACUAAACCCUUUAAAGAGCGUCCACGCACACGGGUGGGUCCCUCUUCCUUUGUAGCAGACAGCAGAGGGCACCUGCUCCCAGGGGUGAAGAAAGGCGGAGCCUGGCCAGACUACAAAGGUACCUGGGAUCUACCAGCACGCAUCGCGCCCCCCCACAUCAACACCACCGCCCGUUCAGCGGCGGGUCUGGAUCGACUGAGGACCUGGGGCCUGUGCCCACCGCAGAGGGGCCAAUCACUUUCACCCAGCAGCAGCAGAAACACAGACAGGGGCCACCAGAAUGAUGAACGUCGAAGCUCGGCUAACCCAUCAACCGCAGCCGAAAGCAGACCAGAGUCCCAGAACCGCCCCUUGACUGGCAGUGAGAGCUCCGGCUCCCAGAGACACGAGGCGGGAGCUCCGGCUCAUCAGAUCCAACGAGCUUCAACGAGUGAAGCUGGAGAAACGACUCAUGAAGCUGAGAGUAAAACCUCCUCCAGGCCUGAGAGUGGAUCCCAGAGCAACAUGUCUGAGCAAAGGGCUAAAUCCUCCUCCAGGUCCACAGAAAGGCAACCAGCGGGACCGCUGAGGAGCGGGACACCCUGCAGGACAUAAAAAGAGUCAGAGGUCCCAUUAAUGGAUUAAUUGGAAAUCAGAAAGAAAGUCUUCCAUUAUUUCAAGUUUCAGAGCACAUUAAAACGUUAAUAAAUGUAUUGUAUCCAACUUAAAGGAGAUGAACAUUAUUGGUGCUUGAUGAGUGAUAAUUCAUCAGAAAAGGACAAAGCAGUGAAAUAAAUGUUUUACAAAAUAAGGAAACUUUGUCUGAUUGUGGAGAUUAGAAUUCCUCAGAAUGAGUCAGAUGGGAAUAAAAAACAGCAUUUUUCUUAUCCCACAAUAAAGUGAAUACAAACAUUUAACAGAAAUAAAAUAAUAAUAAUAAUGUGACUUUAAA